Molecule: messenger RNA, 1627 nt
Organism: Temnothorax curvispinosus
Lineage: Eukaryota; Metazoa; Arthropoda; Insecta; Hymenoptera; Formicidae
Exons: 2
Coding region: 686-1360 (224 amino acids)
Source: RefSeq, a predicted model, not a curated record
UUGACUUAUAUAUGAUUAUAUUUGACUUAUAUGAUUAUAUUUAACAAAUUAAUUUUGAAUUUAUUACCAUAUUUAAUCCACAUUUGGCAAAUUAAAACCAUAUUAACUUUGCAUUUUCUUAGGUCUGUGCGGCUGAUUUUGCAUACUUUAACAAAGCAAGGUCCAGUUUAAUCCAUAUAUAGAUUAAAUAAGAUGGGGUACUUUAAUUUGAUUUAAAUAUGACAUAUUUAAAUUAUAAUUGAUUUGCAUAUUCGAUUCUAAUAAGAUUCUUAAUAAAUUCAUAUAAGCUUUUAAUACGGUUUUAAUACAAUCGUUUUUCGCGGGUAGAUGUAAAGAGCUUAAAGAUCUUGGAGUUGCCGAUGUAGAAGAUCUAGGUAAUAAAUACUUUGUUACUAUAAGUGAUUCGAAAAAUGGACUCGCUCGUCAAUUUGUAAUCGGAGGCCUUUUUUAUGAAAGAGUCAAGAAGUACAUAUCAUUGAAGCCUACUGAUUUUACUACUGAAAGAUUUUUUAUUCAAUACCAUAAGGGUAAAUGCCAGCGCCAAGUAAUCGGAAGAAACACUAUUGGUCUUAUUCCUAAAAAUAUUGCUGAAUAUUUAGAGUUAAAUAAUCCGAAACGAUAUACUGGACACUGCUUCCGACGAACGUCGGCAACACUUUUGUCUAACUCUGGCGCAAACACAACUAUGCUCAAACAGUUGGGAGGGUGGAAAUCGACUGAGAUAGCACAAACAUAUGUUCAAAAUUCCUUAAAGAACAGGCAACAAAUUUUUGACAACAUAACUCAUGCAGCCACAUCCAAUGCUUCCACAUCUAAUGCUCAGUCAAACCCUCAACCAUCGACGAGUAAGAACAGUGCAGCUAGUGCAAUAGGGAUUGAUAGAAAUGAAGCGUCUAUUCCAUUAGAAAUUGGUUAUGAUGAUUUUCAUGAAGAGUUCGAAGUUGAUAAUGACGCUUUAGCAGAGCUAGAGAAAUUGAUUCCACCAGAAGAAUCGAUUUUACCAAAAGAACCUACUUUACCAAAAGAACUGAUUCUACCAGGACAGUCAAAACAGUCACCAACAUUUUUUUAUGCCGGGAGCAAGAGAAAAAUAGUUGUAAAUGCUAAUAGUGAAUCAAUCAAGCCAACGCAUUUCAUGAACAAACCACCGAUCUCUGUUGUUCACUGUCAGAAAGAAAAUAAACCACCAAUAAAAAGAAAUAAAUUUGAAACAACUGAAAGGGAUAACCAGGCAUCAGAUUUAACUUCUACUCAUUCAGCUAAAAUCAAAGAUUCAAGUAUAAAAUAUGAAAAUUGUGUGUUUCAUGGCAAUAUUGUUAAUAAUUUUUAUUACUCGCAAAAUAAUGACCAAGCUUCAUAAAACUAUAAUAAAAGUUCGUUUUACAAAUUAAUAAAAAAUAAGUAUUCCAGAAAAAUAACUACAUUUAUUUAUUUAGAUGUAUUUGAUUUGAAGCCUGCCCCCGACCAGCAGCACUCGCUUCGCUCGUGCAGCAAAUGUCGGGGCAGGCAUCAAUAUCAUUUAACACACGAAUGCAAUUUCAUUCGUACUUUCGGCCUAGUAUUGAGAAAAAUAGUAUACACUACAUGGGCAAAAAGUUGAGAGCCCUGAACUGCGCGCCAUGAUGCC